Messenger RNA from Toxorhynchites rutilus septentrionalis, 1958 nucleotides. RefSeq lists its product as uncharacterized. The record is from RefSeq and is a predicted model, not a curated record. NCBI's taxonomy places the organism in Eukaryota, Metazoa, Arthropoda, Insecta, Diptera, Culicidae. The coding region runs from base 158 to 1195 and encodes 345 amino acids. The transcript is spliced from 2 exons.
UGAAUUUCCAUGAAUUGAUCAAACUCAUCAAUUUCUUCAGAGAAAAAUCAAUGGAUGAAUACUUUUAGCCAACAUUAUUCGGCAGUCAAGAUUGUGAAGAAUUUUUUCGCCAUUUGAGAUCAUUGACUACUUUGUGUUCAACAAUUGUUAAUUUUCAAUGCUGGACUUAUUGCAUAGAGUUCAUAGAGUAGACUUUAUGAACUAUGCAGAAAAUAUACUGCAAUGUUAUGGAGUCAAUUCGAAGAAGAGUUCCAAAACCUGCCAGACAUUUCAACUUCCGGGCCUAGAGGAAAUCGAACAAACUGUUCUGAAUGCCCAAGUUGACGCUGAAAAUGAAAUGUUGCACCUGGGUCUUCAGGCUGUGCAUCCUAUCUCAGCCUCGAUCUCAGCAUUAUUUCCUGAAAUAAGGUCUGAAAUUCCUUUUGAAACACCCAUCACGAACGAAGAACGGAAUGAUGAUGAAGUCAAUACAUAUGCUGAUGCAGAUGUUGACUUGGAUGAUGAGCACAACUAUUUGGAUCUCGAUUUGGAUCAUUUGGAUAUAACUGUGGCUUCAAACGGUGAUUCCAGCAUGCAUGCCGAGAUGUAUGUACCUUUGGAUGUUGAAGAUGAAUUGCGGCUUAUGCUAGGAGAAAGCGCUAACAACAUUGAAAUGAAACAUCUCAUCAAGGAAAAUGUAUCAAUUAAAUCAUCACGACUGUACUUCAAAAUGCAGAAUUCAGAUGGAAAAGAAGUUUUUGUGAAAAAGUCAACUGUCGUUUGGUUGUUUAACAAUGUUAAGGAUACCGUUAGUUCAGAUCGCCUAUACCGUUUUGUUAGGAAUAAUGAUAGGAGAGUUGAUCCUAUUUUAGCCCAGUCUGGAGGAACGCAUGAUGAAAUUCAUAUUGGAGAUUGGUGUGAGUUUAAAUAUAGGGCACAUGGAAGAACACGAGUCGUGUAUGGUAAUGUGGUAGGAUUUGAAUACAUCAUCGGUAGAUCGAAGAACUACACGCUGCACUGCGCUCCAAUAAAACCACCCAGUGGCAUUGUGCCAACAGGAAUUUUUGUGUAUGCUAACUGGUUUGAACGAUGUGGCAAUGUAGCGAACAAAAUUCAACUUACUAACAUUGUAAAUGAUGGUCGGAUUGAUAUAGAUUUGUACAAAACACAUAUCCAAUCUCCAACAUUUAUAAACAAUGUUAUGACACUAGCUUGAACGCAGUUGUUUGUAUGAUUUGAAGUUUGACUAUUCUAAAUAUAUAAUAAAUACGAAAGGUUCACGACUUGAGGUUAAUAAAAAGAGAUCGAAAGAAAUAAAAAAAAUAGUUGAUAAUCAAAUAUUAAAACUCGGAUUUAAUUGAAUUUACACAAAUUGAAAAAAAUAACCCUGGGAAUAUAAACUUUAUAGAAUAUUCGGUAAUUGCUACACUAAGACUUGUGUAAUAAUUUCGGUAGUACAUAUUUAAAAAUUGUUUAUUCAUUAAUAAAUUGUACCCAAGAUUACUGCCGUUCUACCGAUGGUUGUCCCAUGUUCUACACAAACCUUGUGCACGCUGGGAUAACCAUGCAUAGAACGGCAGAUUAAAGUGUACUCAAAUAUUCUUUAGUCAACCAUAUCCAACCUACCAUAUUUUUAACAGUGCAUUAUUCUUAUAUUUCGUUGGUUUACCGAAAACGAAUCUUGAUAAACAAAAUUAUUUCAAGGUUUAACCUUCUAACGCCCAUGGUGUGUGUAGAGCAUCAUUUCUUCAAGGUUCCCUCGGAGGUUCCAACUCUCACUAAAUUGCGAAAUAUUGUAAAAUUGUAAUUUGAAGUACUAACUGUAAAACUAUUGAUUUACAACAUUAAGUAAAAAUGAGCGCUCACUCUUUAGUUUUAGUUUUACCUCGAGCCUUACUCUAUGUUUACAGUCAAACACAAUUUAAAACAAUAAAAAAAUUAAACGGCUACGAUGUUGUUAUUGAAGCAUUUUUCAUACA